AUGCCACACGAAGGCUGGGAUACUGCCAGGUUGCCCAAGUCUAGACAGGGAAAUCGAGAGGAAGAGGUCGGGUUCGAACCACGGACCUCCUGGUCAGUAAAUUCGCGCUCUAACCACUUGAACCACGUCGCAUCGGUCGAAAAUAAAAACGAACAUCUUUUUGUUCCAGCCAUUCUUCACGAGUGGGGUGAACCAGACGUUUGCGGCGUUCACAUCAUUAUCUACGCUCCGACAAUCCUCCUAGUUGACAACCCAACCGAAAUGACGAACAGCUUGUCACGAGCGACGCGGCAGACUUGA
Messenger RNA from Opisthorchis viverrini, 300 nucleotides. RefSeq lists its product as hypothetical. The transcript is spliced from 2 exons. NCBI's taxonomy places the organism in Eukaryota, Metazoa, Platyhelminthes, Trematoda, Opisthorchiida, Opisthorchiidae. The coding region runs from base 1 to 300 and encodes 99 amino acids. The record is from RefSeq and is a predicted model, not a curated record.